UGUUCAUGCAAGGAACCUCCCUCUUGCCAACAACCUAAUUCUGUCGGCAGUCACUUUGCAACAACCUAGCUUCCUCCUCCCAGCAUCAUGCGCCUCAUCAUCGAGAACAACGCCGCCGACGUCGCCGCGUGGGUCGCCCGCUACGUCCGUCAACGCAUCAAUGACUUCAAGCCGUCCGCUGAACGUCCGUUCGUCCUCGGCUUGCCCACGGGCGGGACCCCCUUGAAGACGUACAAGAUCUUGGUCGAUUUCUACAAGCAAGGGACCCUCAGCUUUGAGCAUGUGGUCACAUUCAACAUGGAUGAGUACGUGAACCUGCCCAAGGAACACCCGGAGAGCUACCACUCGUUCAUGCACAACAACUUGUUCCAGUUCAUCGACAUCAAGGCAGAAAACGUCAACAUCCUCAACGGCAACGCCGCCGACCUGGAACAAGAAUGCCGCGACUACGAAGCCAAGAUCGCCAAGGUCGGUGGCAUCGAGCUGUUCUUGGGCGGCAUCGGCCCCGACGGCCACAUCGCGUUCAACGAACCCAGCUCGUCCCUCGUGUCCCGCACGCGCAUCAAGACGUUGGCGUACGACACGAUCGUCGCCAACUCGCGAUUCUUCGGCGGGGACGUGAACCAAGUGCCCAAGAUGGCGCUGACCGUCGGCGUGGGCACCGUCAUGGACGCCCGCGAAGUGCUCAUCAUCAUCACGGGGCACUCCAAGGCGUUCGCGCUGUACAAGGUGAUUGAGGAAGGCGUGAACCAUAUGUGGACUGUCUCGGCCAUCCAAACGCACAAAAACUCGGUGAUCGUGUGCGACGACGACGCCACGUUGGAGCUCAAGGUCAAGACCGUCAAGUACUUCAAGGGCCUGCAUGAAACCAACGAGCGCAUGCUCGAGACACGCAAGGGGUCUCGUCAAUAAUUUAGCCUUGAGUAGUACAGUGUUGAUCCGCCGACAUCCAUCGCUGCGGAACAAAUACACUCCACGGGAAACGAAAAUAUAUAAAUAUGUACGGGGAAGUAGUUACCUGAAGGACGUGGAUCGAACCACCAUCAAGUGCACUCAAUCAACGACGAUGCGGAUUGUCAGGGCUACAUGUAACGUAAGUAGAUUACCAUACUGAUAGUUUGCCA
Molecule: messenger RNA, 1124 nt
Organism: Aphanomyces astaci
Lineage: Eukaryota; Oomycota; Saprolegniomycetes; Saprolegniales; Verrucalvaceae
Product: glucosamine-6-phosphate deaminase
Exons: 1
Coding region: 88-912 (274 amino acids)
Biological process (GO): carbohydrate metabolic process; N-acetylglucosamine catabolic process; N-acetylneuraminate catabolic process
Cellular component (GO): cytoplasm
Molecular function (GO): glucosamine-6-phosphate deaminase activity; identical protein binding
Source: RefSeq, a predicted model, not a curated record